This is a messenger RNA of Saccharomyces mikatae IFO 1815, 2691 nucleotides long. It is a transcript of the gene TPS2, whose product is annotated as trehalose-phosphatase TPS2. Gene Ontology annotation, biological process: cellular response to heat; trehalose biosynthetic process; fungal-type cell wall organization. Gene Ontology annotation, molecular function: catalytic activity. The record is from RefSeq and is a predicted model, not a curated record. The transcript has a single exon. Gene Ontology annotation, cellular component: cytosol; alpha,alpha-trehalose-phosphate synthase complex (UDP-forming). Bases 1 to 2691 code for a protein of 896 amino acids. NCBI's taxonomy places the organism in Eukaryota, Fungi, Ascomycota, Saccharomycetes, Saccharomycetales, Saccharomycetaceae.
AUGACUACCACUGCCCAAGACAAUUCUCCCAAGAGGAAACAACGUAUCAUAAAUUGUGUUACGCAACUGCCCUACAAGAUUCAAUUGGGCGAAAGUAACGAUGACUGGAAAAUAUCCGCAACUACAGGCAACAGCGCUUUAUAUUCUUCUCUAGAGUACCUUCAGUUUGAUUCUACCGAGUACGAGCAGCACGUUGUUGGUUGGACAGGUGAGAUAACGAGAACUGAACGCAACCUUUUCACCAGAGAGGCCAAGGAAAAACCGCAAGACUUAGACGAUGAUCCCUUAUAUUUGACAAAGGAGCAGAUCAAGGGUUUAACCACGACUCUACAAGACCACAUGAAAUCUGAUAAAGAAGCUAAGACGGAUACCGCUCAAACCGCUUUUGCUACUAAUAACGUCCAUCCUGUUUGGCUACUUAGAAAAAACCAGAGCAGAUGGAGAAAUUACGCUGAGAAAGUUAUUUGGCCAACUUUCCACUAUAUCUUAAAUCCUUCGAAUGAAGGUGAACAGGAAAAGAACUGGUGGUACGAUUAUGUCAAGUUUAACGAAGCUUACGCACAGAAAAUCGGAGAAGUUUACCAGAAGGGUGAUAUCAUCUGGAUUCAUGACUAUUACCUACUGUUAUUGCCUCAACUACUGAGAAUGAAAUUCAACGACGAGUCUAUUAUCAUAGGUUAUUUCCAUCAUGCCCCUUGGCCAAGUAAUGAAUAUUUCCGUUGUUUACCACGUAGAAAGCAAAUUUUAGAUGGUCUUGUGGGAGCCAAUAGAAUUUGCUUCCAAAACGAAUCGUUUUCCCGUCAUUUCGUAUCGAGUUGUAAAAGAUUACUAGAUGCGACAGCCAAGAAAUCUAAAAACUCCUCUAAUAGCGAUCAAUACCAAGUGUCCGUGUACGGUGGUGACGUGCUCGUAGACUCUUUGCCUAUUGGUGUCAAUACGACCCAAAUCCUAAAGGACGCUUUCACAAAGGAUAUUGAUUCCAAAGUUCUUUCUAUUAAGCAGGCUUAUCAAAACAAAAAAAUCAUAAUAGGUAGAGAUCGUUUAGAUUCCGUUAGAGGUGUUGUUCAGAAAUUAAGAGCAUUUGAAACUUUCUUAGCCAUGUACCCAGAAUGGCGAGACCAAGUGGUAUUGAUUCAAGUCAGUAGCCCUACUGCCAAUAGAAACUCGCCACAAACAAUCAAAUUGGAACAGCAGGUCAAUGAACUGGUUAACUCCAUCAAUUCAGAAUAUGGUAACCUAAAUUUCUCUCCCGUUCAGCAUUACUACAUGAGAAUCCCUAAAGAUGUUUACCUAUCCCUUCUAAGAGUUGCAGAUUUGUGUUUAAUCACAAGUGUUAGAGAUGGUAUGAAUACUACUGCUUUGGAAUAUGUCACUGUCAAAUCGCACAUGUCUAAUUUCUUAUGCUACGGAAAUCCUUUGAUUUUAAGUGAGUUUUCUGGUUCCAGCAAUGUGUUGAAGGAUGCUAUUGUGGUUAAUCCAUGGGAUUCGGUAGCCGUUGCUAAAUCGAUCAACAUGGCUUUGAAAUUGGACAAGGAAGAAAAAAACAAUUUAGAAUCGAAAUUAUGGAAAGAAGUUCCUACUAUUCAAAAUUGGACCAACAAGUUUUUAACCUCAAUAAGGGAACAAGCCACAUCUGACGAUGAUGUGGAAAGAAAAAUGACGCCUGCGCUCAAUAGGCCUGUUCUUUUGGAGAACUAUAAGCAAGCUAAGCGUAGACUGUUUCUUUUCGAUUAUGACGGUACUUUGACUCCAAUCGUCAAAGACCCAGCUGCAGCUAUUCCAUCAGCAAGACUUUACACAAUUCUACAAAAACUGUGUGCCGAUCCGCAUAAUCAGAUUUGGAUAAUUUCAGGUCGUGACCAAAAGUUUUUGAAUAAAUGGCUAGGUGGCAAACUACCUCAACUAGGUCUAAGUGCAGAACAUGGUUGUUUUAUGAAAGAUGUAUCUUGCCAAGAUUGGGUCAAUUUGACCGAAAAAGUCGAUAUGUCUUGGCAAGUGCGUGUUAAUGAAGUGAUGGAAGAAUUCACUACAAGAACUCCGGGUUCAUUUAUCGAAAGAAAGAAAGUCGCUCUUACUUGGCACUAUAGGCGCACUGUUCCAGAGUUGGGUGAGUUCCAUGCCAAAGAAUUGAAAGAAAAAUUAUUAUCUUUCACCGAUGAUUUCGAUUUGGAAGUUAUGGAUGGUAAAGCCAAUAUUGAAGUUCGUCCAAGAUUCGUUAACAAGGGUGAAAUUGUCAAGAGACUAGUCUGGCAUCAACAUGGUAAACCACAAGACAUAUUGAAGGGGAUCAGUGAAAAACUACCAAAAGAUCAAAUGCCCGAUUUUGUGUUAUGUUUGGGUGAUGACUUCACUGACGAAGAUAUGUUUAGACAGUUGAAUACCAUCGAAUCCUGUUGGAAGCAAAAAUACCCUGAUGAGAAAAAUCAAUGGGGUAAUUAUGGAUUUUAUCCUGUCACCGUGGGAUCUGCAUCUAAAAAAACUGUCGCUAAGGCACAUUUAACUGAUCCUCAGCAAGUUUUGGAAACUUUAGGUCUACUUGUUGGUGAUGUUUCGCUUUUCCAAAGUGCUGGUACGGUCGACUUGGAUUCGAGAGGUCAUGUAAAGAAUAGCGAAAGCAGUUUGAAAUCAAAACUGGCUUCUAAAGCUUAUGUCAUGAAAAGAUCUGCUUCUUAUACUGGUGCAAAGGUUUGA